Ixodes scapularis (black-legged tick) is the source of this 874-nucleotide messenger RNA. RefSeq lists its product as uncharacterized. The coding region runs from base 25 to 705 and encodes 226 amino acids. The record is from RefSeq and is a predicted model, not a curated record. NCBI's taxonomy places the organism in Eukaryota, Metazoa, Arthropoda, Arachnida, Ixodida, Ixodidae. The transcript has 3 exons.
GCCUCUUUGCUCUUCUUGUCCAGCAUGCAGUCCCCCAGCAAGAGAGCACUGCUCCUGGCCACGGCCGCACUCCUGGUGGCCUGCAGCCUCGCGCUGCCCAACGAAAGCAACGCCAAGGCCACGGUGACCAACAGCGAAGUGGUCGCUCCGGCAGCCCCGGCGGCGUCGCGGAGAGCGCCGCGCCUGGACGAACGGAAGUUCAAGUACGAGGCGGACCCCAAGAAGGAACUGACACAAUUCAUGAACACCAAGAACCUGGUCAAGACACUGGUCAAGCUUGUCUUUGGCAGCGACGAAGAGAGUGCGGCCACUUCCAGACAGAUCCUGAACCUGCUAGUGACGGUGCUGGACAUGCUCAAGACGACGUUCGGGAACCGGGCCCGGUCUUCGACGGCCAGGGGCUUCAGGGGGGCGCUGGACGACGCGGCCCUGGCCGGCACUACCAUGCUCAAGGGCUUCGUCAAGUCGGUCAUGACCAAGGAUGACAACUGCAUGCAGCGUUACCUCUGUGAGGCCAGCAAGGACGCCGUCAAGGAGGCUCACGAAGUCGGCUACCUCGUCGCGCAAUUCGGAGGGUACGCGGCCAGCUACGCCCUGCAGGCCCAGAAGGCGUCUCCACUGCAGCGCACGUACAACGCCACCAGGAGCGGGCGUAGCGGCGAGGACUGUUUCAGCCUGUACAGCGCAUGCAACGAGACCGACUGACGAGGCGGCUGCGAGCAGUUGCUUCAAGGAAUCUCUACCGCGGGACUUCGCCCACAUCGUCGCACAUCACCCACUUCUAUUUAUAGCAUUAAAUCUGGCCCCGCUGCCUCUUUUUUAUUUUUUUUUAUACAAACUUCCUCCCCCGCUGGCGUCUGGGGACUCACGUGAA